ACUCAUCCCACCUGUCGGAGUCUUAUUUAGAAAGCUGAGCAUGCAAAGGACUGAUCAACAAGGCUGGCAGAAAACGCUAGAAAAAGUCCAGGGAAGUUUGAAACUUCAGGGAUUCCUCUGUUAGAAACAAUCUGACUUUAAGAAGACGUGGAAUUUCCAGUUUCACGUGCCAUCUGCUGGUCCAGACUCUGAAUAUCUGGAGGAACUAAACCUCAACUGACCAAAAGACACCAUGUCGAACUACGACUUGAUGGAUGACAAGAACUCUGUGGAUAUUCAUGACGAUCCCCCUCCCCCUGAUAAUGUGAUGAAAGAGGAGGACAACACGGUCUAUUUCAUCUAUGAUGAGGAGGUAGAGGUGGAAGAAAAAGAGGAACCUCCCAUAGAACCAGUGAAACCAGUCAACGACAGUCCUCACAAGUUUAAGGACCAUUACUGCAAGAAGCCAAAGUUCUGUGACGUCUGUGCUCGCAUGAUAGUUUUAAACAAUAAGUUUGCAUUGCGAUGUAAGAACUGCAAAACCAACAUCCAUCACCAGUGUCAGUCCUAUGUGGAGUACCAGAAGUGUUUUGGCAAAAUUCCUCCAGGUUUCAGGAGAGCAUACAGUUCUCCUCUGUACAGCACUCAGCAGAAUGCCACAAUCUCACAGCUGCUGCCCUUUUCACAGUCAAACCGCACCGACCCAGUGUUUGAGACGCUGCGUAUCGGUGUGAUCAUGGCCAACAAGGAGCGUAAAAAGGGGUCAGAGGAGAAGAAGAAUGUCAGUAUAAUGAUGAUGGACGAUGAUGAGUCUCAGCCUAAACAGGAGGGUGAAGAAGUCGAAGAAGCAAACACAGAAGGAGACACAAGAGGAGACAAGGCUCCUGUAGAUGACAAGAAUAAAAAGCUUAAUGUAGGGAAGAUCGGCGUGUUCAGUCAGGCUCACUACUACCUGGCUCUGUACCGCUUCAAAGCCAUAGAGAAGGACGACCUGGACGUUCAUGCCGGUGACCGCAUCACAGUGAUAGAUGACUCCAAUGAGGAAUGGUGGAAGGGGAAGAUCAGAGAGAGAACCGGCUUCUUCCCGGCCAACUAUAUCAUCCGAGUGCGAGCAGGAGAGGGGGUCUACACUGUCACACGCUCCUUUGUCGGCAACAAGGAGAUAGGCCAAAUCACUCUGAAGAAAGACCAGAUUGUAGUAAAGAAAGGUGAGGAGGUUAACGGCUACCUGAAAGUCAGCACAGGACGGAAGCUCGGCUUCUUCCCCUUCAACCUGCUGCAGGAGAUCUGAGGAGGAGGGCGGCAUCACACAAUCCCUCAGUCAACUUUCAUCUCAGUUUCAUCACCUGCUCUGGCUGACACACUAGUUUUCUUCCAAAGACUUGAAUCUUGAUUUCAUCAACCUUUUUUUUUUUAUGUUAAUCGCACAACCUGACAAGGCCUGUGUAAACUGCAAUACAAUCCUGAUGAAUUUACUCAGCGUGCGAAGAGCCAUCUAUUAAAAAGGGAGAUUAAUAACGAAGUAAAAGUUUAAAAGGUCUAGUCUUUAAAAACUUAUAUCACUGUCAGCAAGACUGUGCAGCACACAGGUCACUUUCACUCAUUUAUUUUAAGGCUUAUUUUGUAUUUCAGAUAUAUUCUGACGACAUUACUGAAAGUUAUUUUUUAUAUUCCAGGACAUGCUUUAUUGGGGAGCUCUUGUUUUUAAGUUUUUUUUAAUUGCAAUUUUUGUUAACCAUACUGUGUAUUAAGCAUGUUUUUGUGAUGACAAUAAAAGGAGGAUGUUGUUAAAGCUC
Messenger RNA from Eleginops maclovinus (Patagonian blennie), 1775 nucleotides. Its product is annotated as SH3 and cysteine-rich domain-containing protein 3-like. The transcript has 13 exons. The record is from RefSeq and is a predicted model, not a curated record. Lineage: Eukaryota; Metazoa; Chordata; Actinopteri; Perciformes; Eleginopidae. Gene Ontology annotation, cellular component: extrinsic component of cytoplasmic side of plasma membrane. Bases 233 to 1270 code for a protein of 345 amino acids. Gene Ontology annotation, molecular function: protein binding. Gene Ontology annotation, biological process: positive regulation of protein localization to plasma membrane; skeletal muscle contraction; positive regulation of voltage-gated calcium channel activity.